Passer montanus (Eurasian tree sparrow) is the source of this 5726-nucleotide messenger RNA. RefSeq names its product zinc finger protein 609 (gene ZNF609). The transcript is spliced from 9 exons. Bases 117 to 4367 code for a protein of 1416 amino acids. The record is from RefSeq and is a predicted model, not a curated record. Gene Ontology annotation, biological process: regulation of transcription by RNA polymerase II. NCBI's taxonomy places the organism in Eukaryota, Metazoa, Chordata, Aves, Passeriformes, Passeridae. Gene Ontology annotation, cellular component: nucleus.
ACGAUGCCGUCACCUGGGCAGACCCGGACCACUGGCAGCCCCCCAAGGACGUAGGUGACCCCCAGGGCGUAGAGGCAGGGAAGAGCCUUGAAUCGUGAGGGGCCGUUAACUCUAAGAUGUCCUUGAGCAGCGGAGCUUCCGGAGGGAAAGGAAUUGAUGCGAACCCGGUUGAGACGUAUGACAGUGGGGAUGAGUGGGACAUUGGUGUAGGGAAUCUCAUCAUUGACCUGGACGCUGAUUUGGAGAAGGAUCAGCAGAAAUUGGAAAUGUCGGGCUCCAAGGAGGUGGGGCUCCCGGCACCCAACGCAGUGGCAACGCUACCGGAUAACAUCAAGUUUGUGAGCCCAGUGCCAGGCCCGCAAGGCAAGGAGGGCAAAUCAAAGUCGAAAAGGAGCAAGACUGGUAAGGACAGUGGGAAGCCGACCCCAGGGUCCUCCCUGUUCACUCCCAGUGAGGGAGCUGGUGGCAAGAAGGAGGUUCAAGGACGCUCUGGGGAUGGUGCGAACUCGGGGGGUUUGGUGCCUGCCGUCACCCCGAAGAGCUCGGAGAAGUCAGCCAAGGCGUCUCGCAGUGUGGCUGGCUCCAAGAAGGAGAAGGAGGGCGGCUCAUCCAAAAGCAAGAAGGAAAGGAGUGAGGGUGCAGGGACUGCGGCAGAGAAGGAGCCCAGCGUGCUGCAGCCCCUGGCCCUGGCAGUGAGGGUGGGACAGUAUGAUGGGGGCCAGGGGACAGAGCCUGCUGCUGCUGAGCAGCUUGGGAGUAUAGCUAUUGACACGGGAGCUGCGCUCAAUCCCUUGGGAGUAAAGUCGGAGCUGGAGGAUGGAGAAAGUGAGUGCCGGCAGCUGAAAAAGGUGAAGUCAGAGAAGAUGGAAUCUCCAGUCUCUACGCCUGCAGUGUUGCCCUUGCAUCUUCUUGUCCCUGUGGUCAACAACGACAUCUCGUCGCCGUGUGAGCAGAUCAUGGUACGCACCCGCUCGGUGGGGGUGAACACCUGCGAUGUGGCCCUGGCCACCGAGCCCGAGUGCCUGGGCCCCUGCGAGCCCGGCACCAGCGUGAACCUGGAGGGCAUCGUCUGGCAGGAGACGGAGGAUGGGAUGCUGGUGGUCAACGUCACCUGGAGGAACAAGACAUACGUGGGGACACUGCUGGACUGCACGCAGCAUGACUGGGCGCCUCCCCGGUUCUGUGACUCUCCCACCAGUGACCUGGAGAUGCGCAACGGCCGGGGCAGGGGCAAGCGCAUGCGCCCCAACAGCAACACGCCAGUCAAUGAGACGGCCACGGCCUCGGACAGCAAGGGCACCAGCAACAGCAGCAAGACCCGGGCGGGAGCCAACAGCAAGGGCCGCCGGGGCAGCCAGAACUCCUCGGACCACCGCACCCCGCCUGGCGGCACCACCGAGGACGUGAAGGCCAGCCCCUCCUCCGUCACCAAGCGGAAGAGCAAACCCCUCUCCGACAUGGAUCUGAACUCCAGCUCCGAGGACUCCAAGGGCAGCAAGCGCAUCCGCACAAACUCAAUGGGCUCGGCCACGGUGCCGCCUGCCACGGUCAAGGUGGAGCCAGCUGUCCUGGAGCGCAACUGCCCUUCUCCCAUCCUCAUCGACUGUCCCCACCCCAACUGUAACAAGAAGUACAAGCAUAUCAAUGGGCUGAAGUACCACCAGGCCCACGCACACACGGAUGAUGACAGCAAGCUGGAGGCGGAUGUGGACAGCGAGUAUGGCGAGGAGCCCUCCCUGCAUGCCGACAUCGGGAGCUGCAACGGUGCUGCUGGGACACAGAAGGGCUCCCUCUCACCUGCUCGCUCGGCCACCCCCAAGGUGCGUUUGAUGGAGCCACACAGCCCCUCCCCAUCCAGCAAGUUCAGCGCCAAGGUCCCCUGCAAGAAGAAGGUGGGUGGGGAAGGGGACACAGAUCUGGGUGCUCUGUCCAAUGAUGGCUCUGAGGAUGGUCCUUCGGUGGCCGAUGAGACGAGUAACGAUGACUUUGACUCUCUGGAGAAGCGAUGCAUUGAUAAGGACAAGUCAAAGAAGUCCUCUGGUGCUAAACAGGAGAAGGUUCCUUCCAAAAGCUUGAAGUCCGCCAGACCCAUUGCACCAGCCAUCCCCCCGCAGCCAAUUUACACCUUCCAGACUGCCACGCUGACCACAGCCAGCCCCGGCUCCUCCGCUGGCCUCGCCACAACUGUGGUCCAGACCAUGCCCAACAGCCCCCAGCUCAAACCCAUCCAGCCCAAGCCAACAGUGAUGGGAGAGCCCUUCGCUGUCAAUCCUGCCCUCACCCCUUCCAAGGAGAAGAAGAAGAAAGACAAGAAGAAGAAAGAGCCCAAAGAGGUGGAAAACCCUUUGACUCCUGGCAAAGCCUGCAGAGCGGAGGAAGGUAAGAGUCCUUUCCGGGGGGAAUCCAGUGAGCUGGGGAUGAAAGGCGAGGGGCUGCUGAACGGUUCAUCUGACCCCCACCAGAGCCGGCUCGCCAGCAUCAAGGCCGAGGCAGAUAAAAUCUACAGCUUCACCGACAACGCACCCAGUCCCUCCAUCGGCGGGGCCAGCAGGCUGGAGAACACCAACCCAGCCCAGCCCCUGACCCCACUGCACGUUGUCACCCAGAAUGGGGCAGAGGCCAGCUCGGUGAAGACCAACAGCCCGGCCUAUUCGGACAUCUCUGAUGCUGGGGAGGAUGGGGAGGGCAAGCUGGAGAGCGUGAAGGCAAAGGAUCCAGAGCAGCUGGUCAAGGAAGGCGCCAAAAAAGCUCUUUUCCCACCACAACCACAGAGCAAAGAGUCUCCCUUCUACCAAGGCUUUGAAACCUACUAUUCCCCUGGCUACCCCCAGGCUAGCCCAGGACCCCUGAACCCCGGCGGGCAGUCUGCGGCCGAGACACAGACCUUGAAGCUGAAGAAGGACGAGGAGCAGGAGAACCCGGAGGUGAAGGUGAAGAGUGAAGGCUGUGAAGAGAAGAAGGCAGAGCUCGGCAGUGGCUCCAGCCAGCAGCCCUCAGUCAUCCAGCAGCGCCCCAACAUGUACAUGCAGUCCCUUUACUACAACCAGUAUGCCUACGUGCCGCCCUAUGGCUACAGCGAGCAGGGCUACCAUGCCCACCUGCUGAGCACCAACCCUGCCUACCGCCAGCAGUAUGAGGAGCAGCAGAAGCAGCGGCAGAGCCUGGAGCAGCAGCAGCAGCGAGGGCUGGAGAAGAAGGCGGAGCUGGGCUUGAAAGAGAGAGAGGCGGCCCUCAAAGAAGAAUGGAAGCAGAAGCCACCCAUGCCCCCAACGCUGACCAAAGCCCCAAGCCUCACGGACCUCGUCAAGUCGGGGCUGAGCAAGCCCAAGGAGCAGGGAGGUCCUGAUAUGGCCAAAUCGGUCAUCAUCCCCAAGCUGGAGGACUCAUCCAAGCUGUCCAGCAGCCAGGUCGCCGAGGGGCUCAAGGUGAAGCUGGGUGAGGCUGGUCACCUAGGGAAGGAGACGGCUGAGACGAAGGCUGGCUCCGAGUGUGGCCGGCAAGCGGAGGUGGACCCUGUUCUCUGGUACAGACAGGAAGCUGAGCCCCGGAUGUGGACCUAUGUGUACCCAGCAAAGUACUCAGACAUCAAGACAGAGGAUGAGCGGUGGAAAGAGGAGCGGGACCGAAAGUUGAAGGAAGAAAGAAAUCGAAGCAAAGAAGCCUCGUCCAAGGAGGACGGGAAGGAGAGCACCAGCUCCGAGUGCAAGCUGACCCCCACCGAGGAGGCUCGCAUGGUGGGGAAGGACCCCAGGCCCAGUGUCCACGUCCCCGUGUCCUCACCCCUCACGCAGCAUCAGUCCUACAUCCCGUACAUGCACGGCUACUCCUACAGCCAGUCGUAUGACCCCAACCACCCCAGCUACCGUGCCAUGCCCACCGUCAUGAUGCAGAAUUACCCAGGAUCAUACCUACCCUCCAGCUAUUCCUUCUCUCCGUAUGGGAGCAAGGCAUCCGGCAGCGAUGACAGUGACAAGUCCCGAGCCAGCCCCAGCGUGAGCUGUAAAUCCAGCUCGGAGUCCAAGGCCCUGGACAUCCUGCAGCAGCAUGCCAGCCACUACAAGAGCAAAUCCCCCACGAUAAGCGAGAAGACGUCUCAGGAGCGGGAGCGCAGCGGCUGUGGGGUGGUGGGGGGCGGCGGCAGCUGCAGCAGCGUCGGGGGAGCGGGCGCGGGCGAGAGGAGCGGCGACCGGCCCCGCACGUCGCCCUCGCAGCGCCUGCUCUCCACGCACCACCACCACCACCACCUCGGGUACUCGCUGCUGCCAGCGCAGUACAACCUGCCCUAUGCAACAGGUCUCUCCUCCACAGCCAUCGUGGCCAGCCAGCAAGGCUCCGCUCCCUCCCUGUACCCGCCUCCCCGGAGGUGAGAACGGAUGUGACACACCGGGAUGCCUGGGCUGUACAAGACGUGUGACUGGCUCACAUGGAGAAGUGCUGGAGACUCCUUUAGACAUCAGUUGAAUGGUGUUAAUUGUACUGCUUGACGUUCCUGCCGUGAUCUGAGGCAGACUCUGUCUUCUCCCCUCAUCGGACACACACUGACUCCCCGCCCCACCCCUCUUUGGGGAGUGGGGGAGCUGGUACCUGCGGAUAUAUUUAUUCUACUGAGCACCAGCACUUGGGGUGGAGGCGACUCACCUGCCUGGUGCAUAUGAAGAGGAAACAGAAGCACUGAGGUUUCUUGAUGAAUUUGGGACCCUGCCGUGUCUCUGUGAGCUGCUGCUUCACGAUAGGACUGGGGGCAGGUGGGGACUUGGAACAUGGGGCCGAGCCUGCCGUGUGGCCACAGUCUCAGGAAAGGAAGGAAGGACUGGCUCACAGAGCCUUGGCGGGUGUCAGGGGCUGGUGUGAGCCAGGCGGGUGGGUGGCAGCCUGGCUGGAGGCAGCUGUGGGGCUCUCCCAGUCCCUCAUUUGGUCCUGCACCCCACAGCACCCACAACUCUGUGCCUGGGGGCAGGAGCCACCAGCACGUGGCCAAUGGCCAGAGUGGGGCUGGGGAAGCUCUUGGCCCCAGCAAAACAGCCUCUGCCCUUGGGGGCUGGGGCUCCGUGGGGCUGGGGGCAGCAGGGGACAGAGCUGGGGGCUGUGUCUGUCACCCCACAGGCUGCCAGGGCCCCCCAGGCUGUGCACGGUCCAGACCUGCCUGAAGCUCCUGCCUGUGGCUUUUGCUUUGGUUUCGGAGCUGCAGCUCUGCAAAUCCCAGCCUUUUCUCUGCCCCACUGUCACAGCAAGUGCCCCCCAAACCCUGGGGCAGCACAUCCUGCUGUGGGGGGCUGUGGCUCCCCUUUUCAUCCACCUUUUGCUUUUAGGGCAGCUUCCCCAGGCCGCAGGCAGGGCGCAGCAAGAAACAAGCACACUUAGGUUCUGCUGGAGGCAUGUGGGGCCAUGCCGGUCCCCGCUCCAGCCUCGUGCCAGGGCUGGGGGCACCAGGCCCUGGAGGAAGAUGGUCCCCACUCCUGGCUGCUCCCAGCUCUGAGGACAGGGGCUUUCUGGUCCUCUGCCCCCAGCCCCAGAGCGGCUCUCCCCAGGCCGACACUCUACCUCGGCCCCGCAGCGGCCGGGCCGCCCCUGCUGUGUCCCCGCCUCUCCCGCUGCCCGGCCGGGGGACAUGGGGGCCAUCGGUCUCAGUUGUGUGUGUCCGUGUCGCACCCGGCCCCGAGGGCCGCUGUACGGGGAUGCUCUGCCUGCUGGGCUCUGUACAUACUGUAAAAAGCAAUUGUUUGAAA